Ruditapes philippinarum (Manila clam) is the source of this 9597-nucleotide messenger RNA. RefSeq lists its product as uncharacterized. NCBI's taxonomy places the organism in Eukaryota, Metazoa, Mollusca, Bivalvia, Venerida, Veneridae. The record is from RefSeq and is a predicted model, not a curated record. The transcript is spliced from 5 exons. Bases 1 to 5949 code for a protein of 1982 amino acids.
AUGUUAAAGUCUCAUGAUGAUGAUUGCUAUGAAGAUAAAAUAAAAGUUGACAGACAGUCUCCAGAUCCAGUGAAUGCUCUUUUCAAAGUUGAUAAGGUGCAUACUUCAUCUCAGGCUACAUCAUCUCAGUGGCAAGAUGAUCUAGAGUCGUUACAAUUCAGUUUUGAAGAUUCAAACAUGACCUCCACACAACAAAAUGAUUAUGGGUUGAACAAAGAUAUUCAAUUAGGAACAUCAGACCUUCGGAGCCAGGAUAAUUAUGAUGGUGAUGUAUGUGAUAAGUCAAAACAAGAUGUAAUUACUAUGGAAACGGACAAACAUGAAAUAUGUGAUAAGUCGAAUAAAACUGUGGUUGCUAUGGAAACAGACAAACAUGAAACAUGUGAUAAGUCAAAUAAAACUGUGGUUAAUGUUGAAACAGAAAAAUCGAUUGAAGACAAAGUAAAUGAAUACGAUUUGAAGGAAAAUGAGAUAUGCAAUGCAAUAGAUAAUGAAAGGUUAGAUUGUAAUAGUCAGGAACAUCCUGUAAGUCCUCACAUAGAUUCUCCUAGGAGAGUGGGAGGAAAGGAAGUUAAAGACAAACCAUGUGUGUCUAUCAGUGAAAAUGAUAAAGAAAUUGCUAAAGUAGUCAGUGAUACAGGAACCAAACAUAUGAAGACAUUGGGAUUAAGAAAAACUGCAAAUUUAAAACUGAGAACACAAGAGCAUAAUGCAAGUGAAAGUUUAUGUUUAGGAAAUGUUAAGAACUCAUUGGUUGUUAAGGAAAAGGCAAACAAAGAGGCCAAUGAACUAGACAAUAUUCAAAAAGGAGUUAAUACUCCAAAUGAUAUGAGAGAGAGCUUUGAGUUGGGGUCUCCAAAUGCUCACAGCACACAAAUUAAUGAGAUUGAAAAUAUAGAAGUUUCUGCAAAAAAUUCAUCAGUAUUUGAAAGUACUGAAGAAAAUGAAAGUCAGAGACAAUUUGAAACAAAUAUCAAUGAAAGUGAACACAUGCCUGAUAAUACUUGGAAAGAUUCAACAAGCCAGAAUAGAACUGGUAUAAUAGUUUCUCAAGGAGAUAGGUUGAAUAAGGAACUAACUAUUAAUGAUGACUGUUCUAUGUUGGCACAGUGUCAAAGUAUUAAAAGUGAAAUUGGGGCUGAAAUGGAAACCUCUCGCAGCUCUAAUUCAUGUAAGUCUUCAUUGUCAGAUAGAGAUGUAUCAGUGAUGUUAAAUUACUACUCUCAAUCUUCUACCUCUUCUAAAUCACCCGAGGACAAAUGGCAUAACAUGGUUGUAAGACUGAAUGACAAAAGGAAGAAAUUACAAGCUUUGAAAUAUUUAGCUAAUCGUAUUUCUAUGUCGAACAGUAGAAAAAACUUGUCACAUGAAGUGAGCAAUGAUGCAGAAGGGGGUAAAUGCCUCAAAGAAAAUGAAAUAAAACAGGAGGACACAAGCAGUGAAGGUAAUAAUGAAGUGAGCAAAGUUUCUGAAAAUAUAAACAGUACAGAAGAACUUGGAAGUAAUUGCAUUGAGCCCUUGAUUUUUGGUUCUAAGGAUGAACUCUUGACUGAAGUGAAAACUGAACCAAUAGAAGAUGAAACAGAAUAUAGUAAAAUGGAAAGCACUGAUACUGGUUAUCCAAUUGUAAGUUCAUCAUUAAAUGAAAGUUUGGAGGAGAGUAGAAACAAUCUAUUACAAUCAGAUGAUAUGUUAGAAAUGACUGACUUGGAAACAAUUGAUAGAAUUCAUUGUGAGACAAUUGAAAGGUAUAAUAAAGCAAAUAAUAAAUCUAAAAGUGAAAAUUCUAAGCAAUCAGAUGCUGAAGGGUGUCGCUAUUCUCUCAAACACGAUACUGAAAGCAUCAAUGUGAGUGAAGAAAGACAGCAUUUUAAUCAGAGCCAAGAAAUUCAAGACAGUGAAAAUUCUGAUAAACUGAGUGAGAAAUCAAAAAAACGUAACCCAUUUACUCCUGAUUACUUUGAAAUUGAGUCUGACAGUUGUAAAAGAUCAAAAAGAUUAGUAAGAAAAGUGAUUUCAUGUCGUGAGAAAGAUCGUGAACUUAAUUCUUGUAGUGAAGGGAAGUCUGUUUCUUCUAGAGCAAAUGAAGGAAAGCCAGCUUCUUCCAAGUCCAGUUUUGUCCGCAGAGGAAACAAGUAUAGUAACAUUAGAAGAUAUUUAAACAACAAAAAUGUGAUAUCAGGAGACAGCCAAGAUCAGAACGAUGUACAACAAGAUGAAUCAGGUUUGAACUAUCAGAACGAUGGUGUGAACCAUCAGAACAAUGGCGUGAACCAUCAGAACGAUGGUGUGAAGGAAGAAGCUAUAUCUAUGAAUGAUAAAGAUGUAACAGCAUGUUCAACAAAGGAAUCUGAGACUGCUGCCCAUCCUUUAUCUGAAGUUGAUAAUAAAAUGCAUCGUAAGCUGCAAGUAGUAGCUAAAGACUUUCAUUCUACCAAACUAAAAUAUGUGUGCGUAGUAAAAAAACAUGAUAAAAGCCCUGUGGGAUGUAAAAGUAAAGAAGAUGGUACUGAAAGGGCACAAAUGAAUUCUACUGAAUGGACCCAGAUAGAUGACAACAUUUUGAGAAGGGUUUCAGAGAAAAACAACAUCCAAUGGAAAUUUAAGAGAAGCAUACAUAUAAGACUUGAAAGAUGUGAUAAAAAAGAAAAUAUAUGUGGAAAAGUGAAUAAUAAACGUAUUCCAGACAGUUGUAAAGAGGCAGUUGAAAAUGAAAAUGAUUUGCAUUGCUCAGGUGAUGAUAAUAGCUCAGAAUUAUCGAAACAAAAUGAUACAAUAUGUUGUUUAGAUAAAAGCUUAAAUAGAGACGUAUGCAUAAGGCUUGAAAGAUGUGACGAAAAGGAAAAUAUUUGUGGAAUAUCAGCUAUUGGUGGUAAUGAUAGUUUAACAACUAGAGAGAAUGUUUCCAAGAAAUCAGACAAAACUUUUAGAAUCCCUUUUUCUGGAUAUGAGCUUACAUCAGAUGAUGAGAAAGGUUUUACAAAAGAGAGCAGUGAUUCGAGUGUUAAUAAAGAAUACUCUGGUUGGGUUGUUUCAGAUACAGAGUUUCCUAGAGGUAAAAAAGAUAAAAUAGUUUUAUCUUUAAAAAGGAAGUGCAGACCUGUAGAUGACUUAGUGAAGACAUUUAACAAAGAGCUGGUUGGAAAAGAUAAAAAUGAUCACAUUGAUGCGGAAACAAUUGAUGGAACUGAUUGUUUUGAUCAAGAUAUGGGUUACUUAGGAGUGCUUAAAGAAACUUAUACAGAGAGUGAGGUGAAUGUUAAGAAGAGUAAAGAGAAUGAUGUUGACAUACAUGAAGAUGUUACAAACGGUGUAAUAAAUGAAGCUUCUGAUAAUAUAAAACCAGCAAACUCAGAAGAAGGUGGUAGUCUUUGCGUGCACAAAAUGCAGGAAAGUGAAAGUAUAAGUCAUCAGUUUUCAAACAUUUUUACAAGCCCUCUGCAGGGUACACAACCUUUUGAAAUAUGUCAGUUUCCAGAAACGCAGGAAUUUGUACCAGAAUCUCCAACAAAAUUCAAUAACGAACCAUUGGAAGUCAGUGUUUCAGGAGAUUCAACAGAGUCAAGUAUAAUUCCACAAACACAACAGUUUGUUCCCACUUUAUCUGAAAGUUUAGAGCUGACACCAUUGCCAGAGGUCAUGACAACAAACAAUGACAAGAGUAUUCCUGAAGUUAACUUAUCUGAAAACACAGAUAAAUUAUUAGAGGUUCCAUUUCCAGGUAAAGGUACAAGUGAAAGGUGUGAAGGUUCUAAACAAUUAGAAAAAUCUGUUCCUGUAAUUAACCAAUCUGAAAACAAAGAAAAAUCAGUUAAAAGUAUAAGUGAUGAUUGUGAAAGCUCAAAAGAAUUUAAAAAAUCUAGUCCUGGAAUAUACCAAUCUGAAAACAAAGAAAAAUCAUUGAAAAAGAUAAAUGAUGGAUAUGAAAGCUCAGAAGAAUUAGGAAAAUCUAAUCCUGGAAAUUACCAAUCUGAAAAGACAGAUAAAUUAGUAGAUGUCUAUUUUCAUGGUAAAGAUAUUAAUGAUGGAUGCGAAAGUUCAAAACAAUUGGAAAAAGAUUUAAUGAAAAGUCCAUUAGACAAUCCAGCCCAAAAACAUGACACAUCAGUUAGAUUGUCUUCACCUGAAAAGAUGAUCGCUUCAAAGAUAGAACCAUAUACCGUAAAUGAAACAGAAAAAGUGAGAAAAGAUGAGAAGAGUGAAAAUGUCAAUCCUGUGACUUCAAGUGCCGAAACAAUACAACCAGCAGUGGACAUUGACAAUGAUAUAGUUAAUGAGUUGAGAAAUAAAAAAUUGAAUGAAUCAGCUGAUAAUGAAGCAUUUACAAAAUUGAUCAAGAAAACAGAACAUCAAAAAGCUCCAAAUGUCACCUAUUCAAUAAGCAGUCAAGGAAAAACUAUAUUUAAAGUUAAACCAUAUAGAAAGAUGGAUUUGCAAAGGAAAAGGAAACUGUAUGAUGAAGAUGAAGAAGUAAAUUUGAAUUAUCAGACUGACAAAAAGAAACAGAGGUUCAAUAAACAAGAUUCAAGUAGAACAAUUGAUGGUAUAAAGCAAAAGGAAAAGAAGCACACUACAUCUUCUGUUAUUGAAAUGCUUGACAACACUGAUAAUUCUUCUCUUGAUGAUUUUCUGAUAAGAAGCCCCACUAAGAAAGCAAAGACAGAUUCAUUAAAUGUUAACAAAGACUCUGUUAAAGAUGAAGGAAAGUCUCCUAAAGUUGGAGAGAGUAUGAAUUUAAGAAAACCUUGUAAGACAUAUGAACCACGUAAAAUUUACAUAGAUGGGAAUUGUUUUGGUAAUAAAGUGUUCUGGCAGAAUUUUGUAGAUUCUCCUUAUCCAGCUACUGUAUCUUGUGAGACAAAGAAGAAAUGUGAUAUUGAAAAGACAAACAAGACAAAGUCUAGUUUAGAUUCUAGUCAAGGCUCUGAGAAAAAAACUAGUCACGAAAGUGUCAAAGUUGGAAAAUCUGCUGAAUUGAAUAGAUCGUCAGAGUCUUUAUUUUCAGCAGAGAAUAAUGAACAAUGUAAAGAUAACUCUAGUCCAGAUUCUGUUAGUUUAAUACCUUCCAAAAAACAAGCAGUAUUAAGCGAUGUUGGUGCAAAAACUAGUUCGAAGAAACCAAUUGAUCAAACUAAAUUGAAAGAACCUGUAAAGGUGUUAAAUGAUAUUGAAAACAAAGGAACCAGUAGUGUUUAUAAAGGGCCUGUAAAGGUGUUAAAUGAUACUGAAAACAUAGGAACUAGUAGUGACCUUGUUUAUAAAAAGUCUGAUAGAGGAAUAAGAUUCUACAGAAAAAGAAAUGUAGAAAAUGAUAUAAACAUUUCAAAUGAUGUACCGGAAAAUCCUGCAACAUUAUGUUUACAGGAAGGAACAAAUAUAGAAAAUAAUGAUAAAAGUGACAAUAAGAUUGGAAAAUAUUUAUUCAGGCAUUCUGCUGGAAAGGAUAUGUUAAAAGAUGAAGAUACAACAGGUUGUAAAAAUAUUAAAGUAGAUGACAGAUUGACAAGUAUAGCAGGCAAGAAAUCUUCUGUUCUGACACGGGUAGAGGCGGUAGAUAAGAAUGAGUUUAUAGAAGAUUGGCUACUGAAACAUAAGAAGAUAGGGGAGCAGACUGAGCUGUCACCUACAGAUUCAGAAACUCUUGGGGUAUCAUUACCCUCAUAUCAGCCUGUUAGUGCCGGCUGUGAGCAGUCACGUGAUGCUGAGCUGAAAAAUGAGAAAUCUUUCUGUAUCAAUGAUGGUUUAGAUGAAGAGCAACAAGGGAAAGAUAACUCUAGAUGUGAUUCAAGUUCUGCUGAGUCAUCUGACAGUGUUAAUAGUGAAGAUUUAAAGAAACCAAUGUCAGCUGCUGCUAGAUACUUGCUUAAGUUUAAAAAAGCUCAAAGAGAAAAGAGAAAGAGAAAUAGGCUGAAGACAAAGUUAGAAAGACCAGCAGCAAAGCUUGUUUGAAAUUUAUACAGAUACAUAUACUGUUCAGUAAUUGAAAUUUGGAGUGUUGACUUCUGCUGAAUUUUCUUAUACAUGUAUUAUAAAUCAUGGAUCAAAAGAAUUUAUGCAGUGAUAUACUAGUAUGAGCCGCGUCACGACAAAACUAACAUAGUGGGUUUGCGACCAGCAUGGAUCCAGACCAGCAUCCACAAGUAGAGUAACUGAUAGCGAACAGCAUGGAUCCUGGUCAGACUGGUCAUUAUAUGUGGUUUCAUGUGUAAAGGUUGUGAGUUGUUUACAGAGCAACGCCACAAUAAUGAAAUUAUUUGAAGUCUUAUAUAAGUUAAUUUACAGGGUAUUAAGUUAUAUCUAUUAAAAUAUCUUUAUAAAGUUCAUAAAAUGGAAAAUUCAUGUUGUUUUCCUAAUCUUAUGGUAGAUUCUGGAAACACUUGUUAACAUAAAUGAGCCCUGUCAUGACAAACCAACAUAAUGGGUUUGCGACCAGCAUGAUCUAGACCAGCCUGUGCAUCCGCACAGUCUGAUCAGGAUCCAUGCUGUUCGCUUACAAACCCUAUAACAAGUAGAGAAACUGAUAGCGAACAGCAUGGAUCCUGAUUAGACUGCACGGAUGGGCAGGCUGGUCUGGAUCCAUGCUGGUCGCAAACACAUGUUGGUUUUGUCAUGGCGCGGCUCAAAUAUCACUGUUAUUGUGUAUGCACAAAUUAUGUACUAAAAUAGAAAAAAAUGUAGUGGAAUAAUAUAUUAUGUUUACUAUUUUAAGUAGGAUUUUAAUAUGUCAUUUGCUCUUAAGGAAAUAUAUAAACAUAUUUCUUUCUUACAGAUAUUUUGAAAUUAUUUCUUAUCAAACUUUAAACAAUAAUUUUGUUAAAAUAUUGCUUUAUACACUUUUAGUUUGAUAUAUCGGUUCCUUAUUAAAGCUGCAUGCCUCCAGAUGACCCAAAAUAUUUCAAGAAAAUUAAACUUCGAAAAACCAUACUAAAUCUUUAAGAAAAGUAAACAAAUGAAAGAUUCUAGUGAUAAUUUAUAUCAUAUGUGCAAUUAAUGACUGUAUUUUGCAGUAUUUAUCACCAUAUUUCUACUGCGUUACUAACGCAGUAGGGGCUAUUUAUGCAUAUUUUGACCUCUUUUUGGUAAUUUAUGUGGAUUUUAAGUGCUGAUUGUAAUGUGUCAAGUACUUUUUUUGUUCAUUUCACAAUAUUUUACCUUUAAAUACAUUUUCAAAAUUUUCAUGAAAAUUAAGAUGAAUCGGGAGGCGUGCUGCUAUAAGCAUUGAGUGUAUUAUAUGAUGAUAUUAUUUUAUGUGCUACAUAUAAUGCCAUGUAUUGUUUUCAAUUUUUACUUGAUUUGAAGAAAUAGAAUGAAAGUAUGCCAUGUUUUGAUUAUUAUGGAAACUUGUCACAAAAGCAUGUUGCUAGAUUUGCUCUAGGUAAUAUAACAUAAUAAAAAGAAAAUCUUUUAUGUAUAAGUACAAUAUAUAAAUAUUAAUAUAAGGCUGGCAAAUAUUAUGCUUAUUUAUUUUUUUGCAUUGUUAAUAGCAACUUUUAGACUUUUUUUAAGUUGUACCCUUUUAUUUCUAUGUAAAGAGUUUCUUCUGCUUUAAAUUUGGGGCUUCAACAGUUCAAGGGAAUCUAAUUUUUCAAUACUAAAACUGUACAGCCAGUUGUGUAUUGUCUAGUUAGGGGUUGGUUUGGAUUAAACUGCAGAUAGAAGGGGCUGUAAACUAAUUGUAUAGACAACUAACUUAUUCAAAGAGUUGCACAUGUACAGUAUUGCUUGAAGACUUAUAUGAUUUUGUUUAUAGUUGUAAUACAUGGAAAUAUUGUUGAUUUUGAAAAUGUUUAGUGCUUUAGUAUAAAUCUCUUUUCAUCUUUAUUAAGAACAUCUGUAGCAUAUAAUGAUCAACCUGUGUUUAAAUAUUCUAUUUGUAUGUUAUUUUUAGCUCUCCUCAGCACAAAGUAAUUACAUGUUUUACAUAUUAAUCCACACACAUUAAACACCAUCUCUUCCUAAAUCAUAUUGUAGAUUAUGGCCAAAUUUCUUAGCAAUAAUUUUUCAGUGACCCUCUACAAUCGUUUAAUAAUACUGCACGUUUGUAACGUCACUUUUCAUUGGUAAUCGUGACGUUUAUAUAGUUUUAUAUACACGGCUGCUGUCGACUCAUGAAGAAAUCUUACUUUUUUCUUUAAAAAAAUGAUACUUGCUGUAUUAUAAAUUCGUAAUAAAGAUUGUUGACAGGUUAUAUGGCCGUAUAUAAACGGCUGUUUGCAAUAUAACCCUCGCCUGGCGGCUCGGGUUAUAUUUACAAAUAGCCGUUUAUAUAGGGCCAUGUAACGUGUCAACAAUCUUUAUAACUAAUAAUAUAAAUGUUUAUUCUCAAAAGCUAAAAGUUUUUGUGUUAAAAGUGGGAUCUUUAAAAAUUAUCACUACAGAAACUAAAAUGCCAAGAGCAUAUAUAUUUUACUGGUUGUGUGAACCAGGUAUCAAAAUUUGCCCUGUCCUUGGGUCACUUUGUUCACAUAUAUAGUGUAUAAGAAGACAUGUUUAUAUAUUCUUGUUUGAAAUUACAAUGCCCAGAGCUUUGAUAUUUGUUGAUGCCAUAUUGGGUGGUCUUUGCCCUAUUCUUUUUAUUUCAAACUCACUUCAGAAUUGAUCGAAAUAAUAUAAAAGAACCUUAUUUUUAUUGUAUGUUUUUUUUCAUUGAUCAAAAGUUUUAUAACUUCUCAUUUCCCAUUAAUAGAUCUUUAAUCUUGUUUGUUAAUAAAAUACUGUUUUUAGAACAAUGAUUACUCUGAUAAUGACACAAAUAAGAUUUUAUUAUUUGAACAAUACUUACUUUAAUGAGAGAUGAAUAAAUAAAUUAGCAUUAAAAAUAAAUAGUUACUGAAAAAAGGCAACUCAAGAAUUAUAUAAAUUAUUGUCACAUUCUUAAGUUUUAUGCAUGACACAUUAAGGCAAUAUACAUACUAUCUUGAAUCUUACAUAAAUGGCAAAAGCCUUUUCCCCAAACUAUUACUUAUUAGUUUUUUGUGUGUACAAUUGCCUACUUUACUUUUAUAAAAAAUAAAUAUAUUAGAUUUUAUGUUGUUGUACCAGCCUUGGAUAAAUACUCCUUUGUUCAACAUGGAAUAAAAAAAAGAUAAAUAAAAAGUCACUUUAGCUUUUUUUGUCUAUAUUUGAGUGUCUCUAUACUGUAUGGUUUAUAGCAAUUUUUAUAUUACCCCAUGUCUGUUGCUUGUCUACUUUACAUACACCCAUUGACAGUCUAUAUGAACUACGUAAAUAGCCGAGGUGUAUCAAGUGAAAAAUACGAGUUGUUUCCUUUAUCUUCCUUCAACUUCUCUCACAACACCACUGGGCUGAAUUGAACAAAACUUGUUUAUAACGCUCCUUUCAUGCUCCGAUCCGGAGAUGGGGCGGGCGUUUAGGAUAUCAGAAUUUUGACUCCUGGCCUCCUCUGGAAAACUAGAACAAUGUCAACCUCUUUUCAAAAUGCAUUACACCUUAUCAGAAUUGUUGGAUCCUGUCUGGUAAAAAAUCCUGGAUCUGCUCCCUUGAAUUGCAUGCAGCUGUGCCAAAGUUGUACAAAUUGUUUUGCUUUUGCUAAAUAUUUUAAAGGCAUCUUCUCCCAAACCACAUGGUACAGAGCUU